Messenger RNA from Fraxinus pennsylvanica, 909 nucleotides. The record is from the annotation of a GenBank genome assembly. Lineage: Eukaryota; Viridiplantae; Streptophyta; Magnoliopsida; Lamiales; Oleaceae.
AUGAUUUCAGGAAGUUCUUCAAUGGAGACAGAAUCCAAAAUUGUAGAAAGAGAGUGGCUUCAGGUGAAAUCAAACGGCAAAAAUGAGAAAAUGCCUUUGAUUCUUGUCGAGUUCUCUGGGUUUGUCGGAGAAAAAUGUGGGGUUUUUGUUUGUUUAUUGAGGUUCGGAGAGCAAACGGUUGUACAAGCCUACGUGGAAGUGCACGAAGCUGAGACUUGGAUUGACAUGUCAUUAGUUGGCUAUGCGGUUGACGCGAGGACUGCUGACAGUGAUAGUCCGUCUCCCAUGUAUAGCGAGUUCAGGCAUUCAGGGAGUGAAGAGAGAAGAAAAUCCACCGAUCGAGAGAGGAGAGAAAAUUCAGACAGUUCGACGAUGGAGAUCAAGGCCGAGAAAACACCGAUGAAGCGUUCUAAGGCGGCUCGCACAGUGGUACCUCGCAACUCUAUUGAUGUUUGGAGUGUGCAAUGUGAGGAUUGCCUCAAGUGGAGGAUAAUACCAAACCAAGAAGAGUACGAGGAAAUCAGAAGAAAAAUAGUUGAAGAUCCAUUUGUCUGCAGUAAAAAAUCCAACGUUUCUUGCGAUGAUCCUGCUGAUAUGGAGUAUGAUAAUUCAUGUGUAUGGGUCAUCGACAAGCCAAAUCUGCCCAAAACCCCUCCUGGAUUCCAGAGAGAAUUGGUGCUGAGGAAAGAUUUUUCAAAACUUGAUUGUUACUAUUUUUCCCCCAAUGGGAGGAAAUUGAGGGCAGGUACUGAAGUUGCAUUACUCCUGAAAGAAAAUCCGGAGUACAAGGAUUUGUCUACCUCAGAUUUCAGUUUCACCGUCCCAAAGGUCAUGACGGACACUGUACCUGUUGAUGCGGCAAAGGUGGAAUCUAGUUGUAGCAGUAAACGAAAACUUUCAUCUGUAUAA